Molecule: messenger RNA, 597 nt
Organism: Besnoitia besnoiti
Lineage: Eukaryota; Apicomplexa; Conoidasida; Eucoccidiorida; Sarcocystidae
Exons: 5
Coding region: 1-597 (198 amino acids)
Source: RefSeq, a predicted model, not a curated record
AUGGGAAACUUUCGCAUUAGGCCGCCUGGCGUGCGGCACGCUUUCCCAAAACUGGGAACAUAUCGGACUGUCAUGUUCCGCCGAAUGAAUCUUCUCAACUGGCCUCCAGAGGAUGCCUCUCCGCUGCACCCUAUCGAGCCCUGGGGCAGGCAGUUCUUCGUCUUCAACGCCUUCGCCACGAUCGACCCUGCGGAGUGGUCUGGUCCUCGCGGCCCUUGUCCGCGCAUUCCUCCUCUCGCCAAGCCCGCCCCAGACGCAGCGACUCUGGCUGCGUCGUCUUCUUCCCUUCUCUCUGCUCUGAAGCAAACGAAGGAGCCGAGCGCGACGCGCACAGUCAUGUGCGUGACGGACUUUGCGCAGCGCCCGCUGAUGUUUCUGGGCAAGGAGGACUUCCUGGCGCUGAAAAAGAAUCUGCCGCGCAUGAAGGAGGAGUUGAAGGCGUUCAGAGAACGCAUCAAGCCUAACCCGAUACAUGCGCAAUACGACCUGCGGCGGAAGCUCCUCGUCUACCCGCGGCAGGGCAUGCAGCGUCUGAAGACUGGCGAGCACGGUGGCUACGGAACGCGGCGUGGAACCAUCCGCGAGAGAAAAACCUAG